Scatophagus argus is the source of this 1204-nucleotide messenger RNA. RefSeq names its product translocase of inner mitochondrial membrane 22 homolog (yeast) (gene timm22). The record is from RefSeq and is a predicted model, not a curated record. Lineage: Eukaryota; Metazoa; Chordata; Actinopteri; Scatophagidae. Gene Ontology annotation, cellular component: TIM22 mitochondrial import inner membrane insertion complex. Gene Ontology annotation, biological process: protein insertion into mitochondrial inner membrane. Gene Ontology annotation, molecular function: transmembrane protein transporter activity. The transcript is spliced from 4 exons. Bases 42 to 647 code for a protein of 201 amino acids.
GUUUUCGACUACAUUUACCUAAACCGCUGUCAUUGAGAAACAUGGCUGCCUCCACGGGUGCUACUAACGCUGCUGCCUCCGACCCACAAGGUCCAGCUUCGGCUGGUCCCAGUAUGGACAGCCCAGUGUUUCAGUACAGUAUGAUUCUGGACCAUCUCAUCGGAGACAAAAGAGCCGUUAAGGACCUGAAUCCUGGCGUUAUGGGGGGACUGCCGGUGCCUCCUAAAAGCGACGAGCAGAAAAUGAUCGAGAGGGGAAUGGAGAGCUGCGCCUUCAAGUCGCUUCUGGCCUGUGUUGGAGGGUUUGUCCUUGGAGGAGCUUUUGGUGUUUUCACUGCUGGUAUCGAUACCAAUGUUGGCUUCGACCCUAAAGACCCGUUGAGAACUCCUACUGCACGAGAAGUCCUUAAAGACAUGGGCCAGAGGGGCAUGUCGUACGCCAAGAAUUUUGCCAUCGUGGGUGCCAUGUUUUCCUGUACAGAGUGCAUCAUAGAAUCACACAGAGGCAAAUCUGACUGGAAGAACGCAGUGUACAGCGGCUGUGUAACUGGAGGAGCCAUUGGAUUUCGUGCUGGUCUCAAGGCUGGGGUGCUGGGAUGUGGAGGCUUUGCUGCAUUCUCAGCUGCCAUUGAAUAUUAUUUGCGAUGAACCGCUAAACGGUGGCUCUGUGAACAAGAACUUAAUUGAUGCACAUCUGGACCAGAAAUCCUUGUGAAUAUUUACUCUCACAUGGAGGACUGCUGUUAAAGAAGAACAGAAGUAUAUGGUGGAAGUGGCAGAUUCCUGUGGGGUUAAGUGAUGGCGCAGUGGGCUGAAAAGGACCUUUAUGUAUUUCCCAGUGUCUCGUUAUUUUUUUUAGCAGUUUGAGCAAAGCAAAGCAACAUGAUGUGGAGAAUCUUGAGAAAGUGGGUCUGCUCCUGUGCUGAAGGUAUCGUGUUGAACACAAGCUGCCUUCAGGCUGAGUCGAGACCACCUCAGAUCAGACUCAGAUACAUGCUGUUCAAGUUGCAUCACAUUGGCGUGAUGCGUCAGUAACUAAUCCGCAUCAGGAUUAUUUAAAUUAAACAUGCUUGUUUUUUUGUUAACUUGCGCAUUCAGGAUGUUUUUUCUUGAUGAAGUUUACACAUGUCCAUGACCACAACACUGUAAAGUGAUUUUUAAGAGCAACUUUAACUCAAGUUUAAAUUUCUGUGAUCUAUAUAAAU